This is a messenger RNA of Zymoseptoria tritici IPO323, 1410 nucleotides long. RefSeq lists its product as uncharacterized. The transcript has a single exon. The record is from RefSeq and is a predicted model, not a curated record. The coding region runs from base 1 to 1410 and encodes 469 amino acids. NCBI's taxonomy places the organism in Eukaryota, Fungi, Ascomycota, Dothideomycetes, Mycosphaerellales, Mycosphaerellaceae. Gene Ontology annotation, molecular function: aspartic-type endopeptidase activity. Gene Ontology annotation, cellular component: fungal-type vacuole. Gene Ontology annotation, biological process: proteolysis.
AUGCUCUUUGUUCAUCAGGCGCUCAGCGCGCUGACGCUCCUUGCCACAUUCGUUUCUGGUGCCCCAUCCGCCGGUCUUCUCGGUCUCGGCGUUGGCGCAGCCGUCGACGUAGACCUCAACAUACAACUUCUGGCCGAGCUUGGAGUUGCUAUCACCGAAAAUGUGACCCCACUCACCCCUCUGGCGGACUUCAAUCUCGACGCCAGCCUCGACAUCAGAAUUUUCUUCGGGAGGGGAGGAUAUGGAACUCUGCAGAACGUGGCUCACGGUGCGAGAUACACCAUCACCAUCGAUAUCGAUGGCGAACCCUAUCCGGUUCAAUUCGACACCGGCAGUGGCGAUUUGUGGUUGCCUAGGGCGAAUUUCACAUGCGAAGACGGGAAUUACACAGUAACAGAUCCAUCCAAUUGCAUUUUCGCAGGCCGUGGCCCCACUGGAUUCUCUCAGGGAACUAUUGACGACGAGAUCUACGAUAUUUCAUAUAGUGACAAAUCGGCUAUCAAUGGCACCUUCGGCUACGGCACUGUCUCUUAUGGCGGAAUCACCGUACAAAAACAGCAGUAUGCACUGGCCGACAGGGGUUAUUUCCCUGGCGGCAACAAUUUUACCUCUGGUAUUAUGGGCUUCGGGCUCCCGUCUCUGACUGAGGCUUACUAUACAGACGGAACGAGAAACAACUACAGCACCGUUCCGUACAACUCCUGGCCAUUUCAAGCUAUUGAAGACGGCCUUCUGGCUCCUUCACAAUUUACUGUCGGUCUAUUCAGACGUGGCCUCAACGACACACAAAACUCUUAUGGUGGCUUCGUAGCGCUGGGAGGAACGCCUCCGCCAGCCGAUUUUCCGUACACUGGAGUGUGGGCAACGACUCCAAUGAUCAAGGUCGCUUACCCGACGUUUGACAUACCCCUACAGUACGACUUCUACAACCUCCAACCCGAUGGAUUCACGGUGAACGGCAAUUUCUUCGAGUGGGUGUCACCAAUCCAGAACGACACCGGCCUUCAGGCACCUACCAUAGUGGACAGUGGAACGACCGUAAGCCGGGUGCCCUCGUACGUUAGCGCAGCCAUUGCUCAGGCUUUCGAGCCUCCUGCUCAUAUCGACCACGACUUUUUCGACUGGUAUAUUGCGCCGUGCAACUCUACUGUGCCCGAGGUCUCCUUUCGCCUCGGUGGAAAAGACUUUGCAAUCACUCCUCGCGAUAUCCUGAUCGACGGCGAGUUGGGCGAGGUCUAUAGUGAUCAAUCAUGCCUUAUGGGCUUUCAGCCCAAUCCUGAUCCGAGCAAGUCGAAUAAUCCGAGCUACGCAGCGAACCCCAUCUUCGGCAUGACUUUCAUGAGGAACGUCGUGGUCGUGCAUGAUCUUGAAAACUACCAACUCACCUUUGGAGGUGUCCUGUGGGACUGA